Messenger RNA from Sapajus apella (tufted capuchin), 6008 nucleotides. RefSeq names its product inversin (gene INVS). Gene Ontology annotation, cellular component: ciliary inversin compartment. Lineage: Eukaryota; Metazoa; Chordata; Mammalia; Primates; Cebidae. The transcript has 16 exons. Gene Ontology annotation, biological process: protein localization to ciliary inversin compartment. The coding region runs from base 251 to 3502 and encodes 1083 amino acids. The record is from RefSeq and is a predicted model, not a curated record. Gene Ontology annotation, molecular function: protein binding.
AGGGCGGAGGGCGGGUGUACCCCGUGCUUCGAAGGAUGGGAACUACAAUUCCCAGAAGACUGUGCGGCGAGAGCCUCGGGCGCCCUUCGGAGGGGGCUCCUCUAGUUUCACUGCCGUGGGGUCUGACCUGGCUCGGGUACUGUCCCGGCCCCGCGGGAGGGGCGGCCCGGUCCGGGUCGCACCUCCUGGAGCCGUCCCCGGGACGUCAGUCCUGGAGGAGGCGAGGGUUGCUCCAGUUGCUAAGAAGACUAUGAACAAGUCAGAGAACCUGCUCUUUGCUGGUUCCUCAUUAGCAUCACAAGUCCAUGCUGCUGCCGUCAAUGGAGAUAAGGGUGCUCUUCAGAGGCUCAUUGUAGGAAACUCUGCUCUUAAAGACAAAGAAGAUCAAUUUGGGAGAACACCACUUAUGUAUUGCGUGUUGGCUGACAGAUUGGAUUGUGCAGACGCUCUUCUGAAGGCAGGAGCAGAUGUGAAUAAAACUGAUCAUAGCCAGAGAACAGCCCUCCAUCUUGCAGCUCAGAAGGGAAAUUAUCGUUUCAUGAAACUCUUACUUACACGCAGAGCAAACUGGAUGCAAAAGGAUCUAGAAGAGAUGACUCCUUUGCACUUGACCACUCGACACAAGAGCCCUAAGUGUUUGGCACUUCUGCUGAAGUUUAUGGCACCUGGAGAAGUGGAUACACAGGAUAAAAACAAGCAAACAGCUCUGCAUUGGAGUGCCUACUACAAUAACCCUGAACACGUGAAGCUGCUCAUCAAGCAUGAUUCUAACAUUGGGAUUCCUGAUGUUGAAGGCAAAAUCCCACUUCACUGGGCAGCCAACCAUAAAGAUCCAAGUGCUGUUCACACAGUCAGAUGCAUUCUGGAUGCUGCUCCAACGGAGUCUUUACUGAACUGGCAAGACUACGAGGGUCGAACUCCUCUUCACUUUGCAGUUGCUGAUGGGAAUGUGACUGUGGUUGAUGUCUUGACCUCGUAUGAAAGCUGCAAUAUAACAUCUUAUGAUAACUUAUUUCGAACCCCACUGCACUGGGCAGCUUUAUUAGGCCACGCACAGAUUGUCCAUCUCCUUUUAGAAAGAAAUAAGUCUGGAACUAUCCCAUCUGACAGCCAAGGAGCCACACCUUUGCACUAUGCAGCUCAGAGUAACUUUGCUGAUACAGUUAAAGUGUUUUUAAAACAUCCUUCAGUGAAAGAUGAUUCAGACUUGGAAGGAAGAACAUCCUUUAUGUGGGCAGCUGGCAAAGGCAGCGAUGAUGUCCUUAGGACUAUGCUGAGCUUAAAAUCGGACAUUGAUAUUAACAUGGCUGACAAAUACGGAGGUACAGCUUUGCAUGCUGCGGCCCUUUCUGGCCAUGUCAGCACCGUGAAGUUAUUACUGGAAAAUAAUGCUCAAGUAGAUGCUGCCGAUGUUAUGAAACAUACUCCACUUUUCCGAGCCUGUGAGAUGGGACACAAAGAUGUGAUUCAGACACUCAUUAAAGGUGGAGCAAGGGUAGAUCUAGUUGAUCAAGAUGGGCAUUCUCUUCUACAUUGGGCAGCACUGGGAGGAAAUGCUGAUGUUUGCCAGAUAUUAAUAGAAAAUAAGAUCAAUCCAAAUGUCCAGGAUUAUGCAGGAAGAACCCCUUUGCAGUGUGCAGCCUAUGGAGGCUAUAUCAACUGCAUGGCAGUUCUCAUGGAAAAUAAUGCAGACCCUAACAUUCAAGACAAAGAGGGAAGGACAGCUUUGCAUUGGUCCUGUAACAAUGGAUACCUUGAUGCCAUUAAAUUACUGCUAGACUUUGCUGCUUUCCCUAAUCAGAUGGAAAACAAUGAAGAGAGAUACACACCCCUUGACUAUGCUUUGCUUGGUGAGCGUCAUGAAGUGAUCCAAUACAUGUUGGAGCACGGUGCCCUGUCCAUUGCAGCCAUACAGGACAUCGCCGCCUUCAAAAUCCAAGCCGUCUACAAAGGGUACAAGGUCAGAAAAGCCUUCCGAGACCGGAAAAAUCUCCUCAUGAAGCAUGAACAGUUGAGAAAAGAUGCCGCUGCCAAAAAGCGAGAGGAAGAAAACAAACGAAAAGAGGCAGAACAGCAAAAAGGAAGGCAGAGCCCAGAUUCCUGCAGACCCCAGGCCCUUCCCUGUCUGACCAGCACCCAGGAUGCGCCCAGCAGGCAGAGCCGGGCCCCCAGCAAGCAGCCUCCUGCUGGCAAUGUGACCCAGGGGCCUGAGCCAAAAGACAGCAGAGGGUCGCCAGGAGGGUCUCUAGGCAGAGCCCUUCAGAAGGAGCAGCAUGUUUCCUCAGAUCUGCAGGGAACAAACUCCAGAAGGCCGAACGAAACAGCCAGAGAACAUUCUAAAGGCCAAUCUGCCUGUGUCCACUUCAGACCCAAAGAAGGCAAUGAUGGAAACAGGCAUCCAGGAGUUCCCUCUGUUGAGAAGUCCAGAGGUGAGACAGCUGGCGAUCAGCGGUGUACAAAGGGGAAAGGCUUCUUGAAGCAGCCCUCCUGUAUCAGGGUGGCUGGGCCUGAUGAGAAAGGAGAGGACUCCAGGCGAGCAACUGCAAGCCUUCCACUGCAUGGUGGCCACUGGAAGCCCAGCAGGCGGCAUGACACAUCACCCAAGGCCAAAUGUGCCCCCCAGAAAAGGCGCACUCAGGAGCUCAAAGGAGGAAGGUGCUCCCCGGCUGGUUCUAGCCGGCCUGGCAGUGCCCGGGGGGAGGUGGUCCAUGCUGGGCAGAAUCCUCCCCACCAUCGUACACCAAGAAACAAAGUGACACAAGCCAAGCUCGGAGGAGGGCUCUAUUCAGAUCUGCCACAGAGCACAGAGGAGUUGAGGUCAGGAGCCCAGAGGCUGGGGACAUCCACUCAGUCUGAGGACUUUCAGGAAUCUAAGGAGACUGAUUCAGCACCUGGUCCUCUCUCUGGGCAGAGUGUGAAUAUUGACCUUCUCCCUGUAGAACUCCGACUGCAGAUAAUUCAGAGAGAACGGAGGAGGAAAGAGCUGUUUCGCAAAAAGAACAAGGCAGCAGCAGUUAUCCAGCGCGCCUGGCGAAGCUACCAGCUCAGGAAGCACCUGUCCCACCUUCAGCAUAUGAAGCAGCUUGGAGCUGGAGACAUGGACAGAUGGAGGCGAGAAUGCACAGCGUUGCUCCUCCAGGUUUGGAGGAAGGAACUGGAAGUAACACUCCCCAAAACCACUGCAGUAAGCAAGGCCCCCAAGAGUCCAUUAAAGGGCAUCUCAGGCACAAAGUCCACCAAGCAGUCACUGCUUAAGCAAAUCUACGGUUGUUCUCAAGAAGGGAAAAUACAUCAUCCCACAAGAUCUAUAAAAGCCCCUUCUGUGCUGCGUCUCAACUCAGGUAAGGCAGCCACUGCAAAGCACAUGGUGGGGGAGAAUAGGGAAGCAUUUUCCUUUGUUUCAUCCCCAAAGGUAGAACACAUUAGAACAGAGAUGGCCAGGGUUUUCCAAUGGUUAUCUGAUUUCAGGUUUUAUCCCCUUUUCAAGGGAUUAUUACUGUAGCCAACAUUUGCCUCCCUAAGAGGCAAAUUAUUUUCGCAACUAAAAGCUAUUAUUAACUCCAAUAGAAACAAUAAAUGGUAGCUAUUAUUGGUCACUUGUACACACUUUUUCACUAAAGGAGGAGAUAAAUGAAAAUACUGUCAUUCUUCAAAGGAAUACCUUGGGAAUCCUUGCUUCAUUUUGGUGACACAUUAUGAUCCUUUAUUUCCUUCUCCAAGAUGGAAAGAACACCAUGAAGAGGACACUGAGAGCAUGUACAGCCCAGGAUCAGCUGUGCACAUGUUCCCUCACACAGGGGAAGCUCAGGGAACUUUCUUUUCAGCUGCAAGACAAGAGUGUUUUACUUAGGCCCCCUCAUUCACGCCAGCAUUAAAUAUGGGUGAUAAGUUCAGUGCUGUCAGCAGCUAAUGCCAGGUCCGGUGUUCCUCAUAGGUGGCUAUGGCAACACGCUCCCCCCCCCACCCUCCCUGAUCCACACAGUCAUCCUGGAGGAACAGUGCAGCUGGGAAGGUGAACAAUGACUGUCAGCAUGAACUUUAACAUUCAUUUAGUUUUUGAUGGGGGGCAAAAACCUGAAGGUGGGGGACAGAGUAAUUACUGCCAAAUCUUUAUUAAGAGUUGGACAACUCAUGUAAUAUAGACAGGCUGAUCAGGGAGUAGUAGGUGGGGUAGUUAGAAACUUUCAAAGGAAUCAAGGCCUACAGUUCGUUUAAAAAAAAAAAAAAAACCCUUUCGUUAUAGCUGAGCAAAUUGAAGAAUCAUUUCAAAAAUGGAAUUGUGAGAUAUCACUACCAGAAAAGUGGGAUUUAGGCAAUCAAAUACUAGCAUAAAUUAGAUAACUGAGUCAUUUGCCACUGUCUUAAGAGAAAAACAAAUCCAGGACUACCAGAAAUCUUUUAAAAUGGUGUUUAGCAGCAUAAAGUUUUUUAGUUAAGGGACUCAGAAGGGACAGAGUAAAUAAAUUCAAAUCAAUACUUAAUGGUUUCUUACGACUUCAUAUGAACAAGCAACUUAUUUGUCCUACGCGUAUUUUUGACUGGUUUAAAAUUAGACAGGGAUAAUCUUUUCCUAACCCCAAAUUUGGAAAGAACACAAGGUUUUGUUAGGCUCAAGCCCACCCACGUUAAGCAUUAACCCGUUAAUGACUAUUAUUGCUCUCACCCUCUAACUUGGAGAGAUACCUCCUAAGGUUCCUUUACCACUUGAAAAGACAGAAAGGAGGAUAUAGCAAAAUGCCAGCCUCCUUGGGCUGUUCUCCACAUCUAUUUGGGAGGCAGCAAAACAAUCCCUGCUCACUCAUCUUCUACAACCACCCCUGCAAACCUCCCACCAAGAAUCUCAGCAGAGCUUUUUAUUGAUGCACACACACACACACCUGGGCCUAUCUCUUUAACAAUAAAACACCCUUUAAAAUUCCAUUCCAGUGAAUGGAAUAACUUUGAUUAGUAUUGGUACCCCCUGUACAAAUCCAGUUUCUUCUCGUUCACCUACAGAGGGGUACACAGAUGACAACUCAAUUCAAAUACAGUGAAGGCAGCCAAAAACAAUAGUUCACAUCAAUUUUGUGGAAGUUAAAAAUUGAGACAUAUGUUUGUUACUUUUUAAACUACUCAACCUUUAAUGUAUUUGCUUAUAUGCUCCAUAAAAAGUGAGAAGCAAAAUACAGCAAUGUCUUCAGCAAGGUCUCUCAACUAUAUGGGGCCUCAGUAUCAUUUGUUGAAGUAUAUAACUAAUGUUUUCUGUGGCACCCUAUAAAUGUUAAUUCAAAAUCAUAAAUGGCCUCAAAAAUCCAUUUUAUAAGUCUGAUAUUCCCAUCAGCUUAUCAUUCAUGAGGAUCUGAGUAUUUUCUAACAAACCUAUUUUCUAGAACAGACUAUUCAAAGUGUAAUAGGCAAGUUAAAAGAUGUGUUAUGUGUUUAUGUAAUGUGUUACGUGAGAGACACAGAGAAUACAUUAGUUCUUUCAGGCAGACUGAAUACCUAGGUGCCACUACUGUACUAGCUCCCCAAGUGCCUGCUCUCUCUUAAUCAAGUCUCCCUUGAAGAGAUAUCCCAUAUCUUGAGACUGCAGAAAAUAUAAAGCUAUUCUAUUAAGUCAUCCUGCCUCUACAGUAAACUGGCCUGUCAUCCCAGAGAUAGCCUAAACCUAAAUCCUUCUUCCUCACCACCAAUGAACUGUUCCCUUCAGCAUUAAAAUUAGUAACUUAAAUAUCUAUCUGGUAUUUGUUUUUAACAGUGAGCAACCUACAGUGUAUACAGCUCCUUGAGAACAGUGGAAGAUCAAAGAACUUUUCCUAUAACCUGCAAUCAGCUACUCAGCCAAAAAAACAAAACAAAACCUCAAGUACUUAUGGAGGAAGACUGUGUUCAGGAGAUCUGGCAUAGCUAGUGCAGCAUUCGAAUUUCCUGCUGAUAAUCUUGUACUCCUUGGGAAAACUUUAAUAUUCGUAACGGAAGGCUUAUUCACCUAAAAAUGUAUUAACUGAAAGAAAACGUCAGAAUGUUUC